GCCCGCCAGUUCGCUUGCCCUUCCCCUUCGCUCUCGUCGGCGCUGCUCCAAAGUUGAGGAGCCUCCCACCUCCGGCGGUAGCCAUGGCAGAUUUGGCCAAUCUGGAGAAGAUGGGCACAGAGCUCAAGUGCCCCAUCUGUUGGAGCCUCCUGAAUUCUGCGGUGUCGCUUUCCUGCAAUCACGUUUUCUGCAAUUCGUGCAUUGCGGAAUCCAUGAAAAAGUCGGCGUCGGAUUGCCCGGUCUGCAAAGUGCCAUUUCGUCGAAGAGAAGUUCGUGCUGCUCCUCAUAUGGACAACUUGGUAAGCAUUUUCAAAAGCAUGGAAGAUAUGGCUGGAACCAACAUCUUUUCAACACAAAUAGGACCUCAAAAUUCAGGCAAUCAGGAGGAGCAUAUUAUUUCUACAGAUACAAUGGGGGAAUGCCAAAAGAAAUCAAAGAGAAAGGAAUGCUCUCAAAUAGAAAAUGCCAAAGAAAAAACCAAAGCCGGACGUUCCCCUCAUUAUAAGCCAAAAACACCUUCUUUUCCUGCCAAGAAGCGAAUACAUGUGACCCCAUAUUCAGCCUCUGAGACUCCAUUGAGGCCUGAAAAGAUCCACAAACUAGAAGAUGCAAGAAUUGAGUUGACAGGUGACACAGAAUUGAAUGACAAUAAAAAACUGUUUGCUGAUGACACAGAAGAUCCAUCGCUUUCACCAUUUUUCUGGCUAAGAGGUAAUGAUGAUAUUGAUGAAAGUCCUCAAAAGCCCAGUGAUCAGCAGAUAAUGGAAACACCUUCACCUCAGAGUGCUCCUUGUUUUAGCGACAUGAAAGAUUCUGAUGAUGAGAAACCUACUUUACCCACUCCCACUAAUAAGUUGAAUGUUGCAGCAGAUUUUGAUAGUGAGAUGUUUGAGUGGAGUCAAAGAGCUUACUCUCCAGAGCUAUUUUCAACACCUCAAAGAACUCAGACUGUGGAGAGGCAUAGGCUUCUUAAGAUCCCAGAGAAAGAAUGCCAGGGAAAUAUUGAUGCUGUGGUUCACUAUGAAGAUGCUAAUGUUGGAACUGCUAGCAUCGGCAAAAAAAUUCUUCAUAAGAGAAGGCGUAAUAGUAACACACUUUUAAAGAGCAGAAAAUCAUUAAUCAAAGAAGACCAAGAUUUUCGAUCGCAUGAUGUCAAUGGAGAAGUUCCUUGUAAUUCUGAAGACUUAGUUGACAGAAGUUAUCCCAAACCAAAGAGGACAAGUGUAAAGGGAUGCCAGAAAUCAGCUACCCGUUACCAAACCAGUUGUUCAAUGAGUCUAAGGAGUCUUAAAAAACAAUUUAAUAAUGCUGCAAUUGAGGCUUCUGAGCAGUCUCCAGAUAUAUCUGUCAAGGCAAAAUAUUCAAGUGUGAUAAAAGGCAGUGGAGGUACAGCUAAAAGAUCGGACAGAAAGAUAAAAGGUACUGACUCUGAACUACAGAGAAAGCACUUGAAACGAUCUAAUAUUGAUGUGCAGGCUGAGGUACCUGAAGCAAUAGUAAGUUUGAUUGAUGAUGCUGAAAUUCAAGAUGCAAGUAAUAUAAAACUUCCAGAGUUGCCAGCAUCGACUCUUCAGCAAAGGAAGCCUGAGAAGCUUUCCAGUGAGAUACUAGACAAAAGUGGUAAACAUAUCCAUCAGAAGAAGCGUAUAGCAAAAAAUCAGGCAUCUGAGCUGAAGGUUACCAGUGCUGUUAAGGUGCCCGCUACUCCAAUGGGCACUGCUGCAUGUGAAAGCAAUAAAACUUCAAGUAAUGCCCUUAAGGAGUAUAAACUGAGUUUGGAUGUGAAAAACACAAGUAAGAACAGAAUCCAAAGUACUGAGAACAUUAUCAUGAGGAAAUGCCAAGAAAGUCAUUCUCCAAUUCGAUGUGCUUUCUGUCACUCUUCCACUUAUACAGAGGAUUCUGGAGAGAUGAUGCACUAUUUCAAUGGAAAGCCUGUAGCUGCAGAUUUUAAUGGGGGCAGGAAUGUAAUACAUUCUCAUAAGCAUUGCACUGAAUGGGCCCCUGAUGUUUACUUUGAAGAUGACAUGGCCAUCAAUCUUACAGCUGAGGUUUCCAGAAGUAGGAGGAUAAAGUGCAGUUGCUGUGGCACCAAUGGUGCAGCCCUGGGUUGCUAUGAGCGAAGUUGCCGAAAGAGCUUCCACUUCACUUGUGCUAAACUAAUGCAGGAAUGCAAAUGGGACACUCAAAAUUUUGUGAUGUUAUGUCCACUCCAUUCAUCAAUGGAGUUACCUAAUGAAGUGUCUGAGCCCCAAAGACAAAGCAGAAAGAAAUCUACUCCAAAAGGAUCAUCUCAGGCUUCAUCGAUAAAUACAUGUGAUCAUCCUAGUCAGAAGUGGAAAUGGCCUUCUGGGUCACCUUGCAAGUGGAUGAUCUGUUGCUCAGCACUUUCUGCCGCAGAGAAGGAAGCAGUUUCUAAAUUUGCAAAGGUGACUGGUGUUCCCAUAUCAAAUACUUGGAACCCAGAAAUCACACAUAUCAUUGCAUCAACGGAUCACAAUGGUGCCUAUAGGAGAACCCUCAAGAUUUUGAAGGGCAUCAUUGAUGGAAAAUGGAUACUAAAAGUUGAUUCAGGGAUUAACGCAUGCAUGGAUGCCAUGGAACCAAUAGACGAGGAGAAAUUUGAAGUCACUGUUGAUAUCCAUGGAAUCAGUGAUGGUCCUCGCUUAGGAAGACUGAGGGCUAUAAACAAGCAACCAAAGUUCUUCAACGGAUUUAAAUUUUACUUCAGUGGAGACUACACACCAUCUUACAAAGGAUAUCUGCAAGAUCUUGUGAUAGCAGCCGGAGGAUCUGUCUUACAGAGGAAACCCAUCUCAAGGGACAACAAGAGGCUGUUGGGUGAUGCUUCUACCUGGAGAACCUUAAUUGUUUUCAGCAUCGAGCACCCUGAGAAGCACAACUGCAACAGUGAUACUGUUAUCUAUCACAGGAGGUCUGAAGGUCAAGCUCUAGCUGAUGCCUCAGGAGGUACAUUGGCCGGCAGUACAUGGAUCAUUGACUCCAUUGCUGCCUGCAAGUUGCAACCUCUAACUUGAGAACAUCCAUUAGGAUGAUGCUUAUGCAAUUCAUGAAUGCAUCAAUAACCUUCAAGGAACUUCCAAAUAGAUUUGGUUUUGUUACAAGCUGGAGUUAGCUUUUGUUAAACAGCAGUAACCGUUAUAUCAUAUUUUGCUGGGUGUAUUAGUUUGGUGCUUCUUGA
This is a messenger RNA of Musa acuminata AAA Group (dessert banana), 3202 nucleotides long. Its product is annotated as protein BREAST CANCER SUSCEPTIBILITY 1 homolog. The coding region runs from base 84 to 3038 and encodes 984 amino acids. The transcript has 14 exons. Gene Ontology annotation, biological process: negative regulation of fatty acid biosynthetic process; double-strand break repair via homologous recombination; positive regulation of transcription by RNA polymerase II. NCBI's taxonomy places the organism in Eukaryota, Viridiplantae, Streptophyta, Magnoliopsida, Zingiberales, Musaceae. Gene Ontology annotation, molecular function: ubiquitin-protein transferase activity. Gene Ontology annotation, cellular component: BRCA1-A complex; BRCA1-BARD1 complex; plasma membrane. The record is from RefSeq and is a predicted model, not a curated record.